This is a messenger RNA of Gossypium raimondii (Peruvian cotton), 1722 nucleotides long. RefSeq names its product AP2-like ethylene-responsive transcription factor At1g16060. The record is from RefSeq and is a predicted model, not a curated record. Lineage: Eukaryota; Viridiplantae; Streptophyta; Magnoliopsida; Malvales; Malvaceae. Gene Ontology annotation, biological process: regulation of DNA-templated transcription. The transcript has 9 exons. Gene Ontology annotation, molecular function: DNA-binding transcription factor activity; DNA binding. The coding region runs from base 1 to 1722 and encodes 573 amino acids.
AUGAGUUCACAAAACAUUGAUGAAAAGCUGUAUAGUUCCCUCAGUCCAAUAGUCUCCUAUCCUUUGGCAACAGAUGACGAUUCUAAUACAGAAUUCCUCCAAAACCAUGACCUAUUCCCAAUGCCACACCAUCAAACUUGUUCUUUGCUGUCUCAAGACAUGACAAGUUCUCCCUUUCCUAUGGAGCUUGAGGUUGAGGAAAUGAGUAUCCUCGGAAGCAAUAACAUUGAGUCCAGCAGUGUCCAAAGGAAGAACAAACAGGCACAAGAAACACAGUUAAGAUUUGAUAAGGGCAAUAAUAAUAAUGAAAAUACAAGUAAGAGACGGCAUCAGCCAAGGCAGGAGCCCCUGCGGAUUUUCGGUGCGAGAAGCUCAAGUUACCGAGGAGUUAGCAGAUACACUGGUCGAUACGAGGCGUUUUUAUGGGAUAACACUGAUCCAACGCAAAAACCAAAGACAGUUUAUAUAGGUGGAUAUGAUGAUGAAGUGUCGGCAGCAAGGGCUUACGAUUUAGCUGCUCUGAAAUUAUGGGGUGAACUUGCGCCGCUGAAUUUCCCAAUUAGUAACUAUGAGUCGGAUUUGGUUGAGAUGAAGCUCUAUACCAAACAUGAAUAUUUUCGCAACAUUAGAAGAAAAAGUAGGGGAUUCUCAAAGGGUGUAUCCAUUUAUCGUGGAGUCUCUAGGAACUCGGAUUUCAAGAAAUGGCAAGCAAGGAUUGGGAAAGGGAAAGAUAUCAAAGGAAUUUACCUAGGAACAUUUGAUACUGAAGAGGAAGCAGCUAGGGCUUACGAUGUUGCUGCCAUUAGGUUGAAAGGUGCAAAUGCGAUUACAAAUUUCGAUAUAAAUGAGUAUGAUCUGAAUGACAUUCUUCAAAGUUCGAAGCUACCAAUUGGCAAGGGUGCUUCUAAGCUAUUGCAGAAAUCUUCUAUCGAAGAUGUUAUUAGAAAGAAAAGAUGUGUCAGUGACAGAAACUCUUUGGUAUAUGAUGAAGAAGAUGAUUCAUGCACCCCCAAUUCCAACCCGGACAUGAACCGAAUCAUUAGUUCCUCUCUUCUUUUUGGCUUCCAGAACCCUGAUGAGUUUCAGGCUAGUCCUACUCAAAUUCAAUGCUUCAACAGCUUUGGAAAUUAUAUGAGCACUGAUGGAAAUCCAAGCUUUAAUUUCAACGUGGAGUAUCCUUUUAAUGUGAAUUCGGAUGGUAACUUUACAAUUUCAGGGGCUGCUGAAAAUUACUUUGGUGAAAUGCAGCCUUCUGAGUUCUCACACAACUUAUCAGCCCUGGAGAAGCUGCAUCAAAUUUCAACCUUCCCCUUUCUACAUCCUUAUCAUCAAAACCCUGUUGAGUUUCCAGAAAAUCUUGCCAGCAAUAGCUUAGGAAAUUGUGUGGGGACUAACAGGGAGUUUAUAGGUAGCCUUCAGGGCCUGUUAACUCUACAAGGACAAGAUUCUCUCAAAUACUUGGACCAGCCUGAAGAUGUUACCACCCAGAACCUCCCUCAAAACCCCAUUAAUUUUCAAACAAAUCGGGUACCGGUCUAUCCAUGGAGCAGCAGCUACAAUGCAGAAGCUUCAAGUUAUGGGAUUUUCAAGGAGGUUCCAAGCACAAAGGAGAAUGAGAAUGAUUCCACAGGAGGCAACGAUGAGUCAGGCCAAGGAGCAGCCAUGGUGAAAAAAGCACUCCCUGGAAAAACUGGAAAUGGAGUGAAAUUCUUCAAAGACUGA